Molecule: messenger RNA, 699 nt
Organism: Gilbertella persicaria
Lineage: Eukaryota; Fungi; Mucoromycota; Mucoromycetes; Mucorales; Choanephoraceae
Product: triose-phosphate transporter family-domain-containing protein
Exons: 3
Coding region: 1-699 (232 amino acids)
Biological process (GO): UDP-glucose transmembrane transport
Cellular component (GO): Golgi apparatus; endoplasmic reticulum-Golgi intermediate compartment; cis-Golgi network
Molecular function (GO): antiporter activity
Source: RefSeq, a predicted model, not a curated record
AUGGUUAAAUCAAGUACGCCUAUUUGGGUUUUAUUGUUUUCUUUUUUAUUUGGCUUUGAGAAGCCUCGGUUAUUGUUGAUUGCCAUUAUUGUUGUUAUGGUAGCAGGUGUCAUUUUGACUGUAGAAGGAGAGACCAAGUUUGAUGCUUUGGGAUUCUCGCUUGUGCUGACUGCUUCUAUUGUAUCUGGCUUGCGCUGGAGUAUGACACAACUACUAUUGCAACAUGAAAACAUUGGUAUCAGCAACCCAAUAGCCACAUUAUAUUAUCUUAGUCCAGUAAUGUUUGUGACUAUGUUGACCUUGAGCUUGAUGUUUGAGCAUCCAUUAGGACAAUUUCAACACUCAAAGCAUUUCGAUACCAUUUCUCAUGUGAUUGAGUCCUUAGGAUUGAUGUCUAUUGGUGGUUUCUUAGCCUUUGCAAUGACAUUAGCAGAGCUAUAUUUAAUCAAGAACACAAAUACAGUGACUCUAAGUGUGGCAGGCAUCAGUAAAGAAAUUGUGGUCAUUAUGCUUUCUGUUAUGAUUUAUGGUGAUGUAUUGACACCCAAAAAUCUGUUAGGUCUGCUUGUUUCAAUUGUUGGUAUUAUUGCUUACAAUUACUACAAACUAUCAAAGGACAACACAGACACAUCUCAAUACCAAAUGAUUCCCAUGCAUUCAACUAAUUCAGCAUCAACAACAAGAAAUCUUAGAGAUUAA